Closterium sp. Naga37s-1 is the source of this 513-nucleotide messenger RNA. The record is from the annotation of a GenBank genome assembly. NCBI's taxonomy places the organism in Eukaryota, Viridiplantae, Streptophyta, Zygnematophyceae, Desmidiales, Closteriaceae.
AUGUCCUCUAACAUCUCCUCCGCUUCUACCAUCUCCUCCGCUUCUACCAUCUCCUCCGCUUUUACCAUCUCCUCCGCUUCUGCCAUCUCCUCCGCUUCUGCCAACUUAGCCACCUCGAAAGUUUUCAUUGCUUCCUGCCAUCCCUCCCCGACCGGGUCUGUUGAAGCCAGGAGGGCUCCUCUUCCUGGGGCUCCCAGUGGGCAACAACAAGCUGGGAUCAGGGGUCUCUUGAAGCCAGGCGGCCUCUUCUUCCUGGGCCUCCCAGUGGGCAACGACACGCUGAUCAGGAGUCUCUUGAAGCCAGGCGGACUCUUCUUCCUGGGGCUCCCAGUGGGCAACGACACGCUGGUGUUCAAUGCGCAUCGGGUGUACGGUCCCAUCCGCAUACCGCUGCUGCUCGACGGCGGGAAGCUGCUGGACGUGUUUGGGGUGUCCAGUCUCGAAGCAGCUUGUAGGGAGAACCUGGAUAGGGCCAACAUACAGCCUGUCAUGGUAUUGACAUAUACUUCUUAG